UCUGCCAGUAGGAUCCGCAGCAGCCUCUAAUAUGGGGGCGGAACAGCCGGCAACAUUGUAGUAAAGUUAUUGUAGCUUCCACUCCCAUGCCAGUCCACGCGGCAUCACCAUACCAACAGUAACUAAUACCACGUUUAGCUAACUAGCUACUGUACCGGACUACUUAGCUAGCAAAACUUUAUGUAGGUUUUCACCUCGCAAUAUUCAUGAAUGGUUGAAUAGAAGUUUGAAGAAAUAUUCCUCAACAUGUCAAAUUUGAAGAAACGUCACUCCAAGUCCUCGGGGGAAUCAGGCGUCCACGAAGAAGUGUUUUCUCUGAUUGAAGGCAGUGCGCUCUCAAACCCAACUGAAAGAAAGACGAGUAAAUGUGGCAGCAUCUCCGGGAAGAACACAGUUGAACUGAAAAGAACUAUAACUCUACUGAAUGGUGUUGCUAUCAUCGUGGGUAGCAUCAUCGGCUCGGGGAUAUUCGUGACACCCAUCGGGGUAGUGAAGGAAGCUGGUUCAGUCGGACUGUCGUUGAUCAUUUGGGCAGUGUGUGGGUUGUUCUCGACAAUGGGGGCUCUGUGCUAUGCAGAAUUAGGGACCACCAUCACCAAAUCUGGAGGAGAUUAUGCCUACAUCCUAGAGGUCUAUGGGUCUCUUCCUGCAUUCCUAAAACUCUGGAUAGAACUACUGAUCAUCCGCCCUUCUUCUCAGUACAUCGUUUCUUAUGUAUUUGCCACUUAUUUACUCAAACCCAUCUUCCCGUUCUCUCCGGUACCAGAAAAUGUCGCUAAAUUGAUCGCCUGCCAGUGUAUAUUGCUCUUGACAGCAGUAAACUGCUGGAGUGUGAAGGCUGCCACAUGGGUUCAAGAUGUCUUCACUGCAGCCAAGCUCCUCGCUCUGGUGCUCAUCAUCCUCCUCGGCUUUGUACAGAUUGGCAGAGGAGGGACGGAGCGUCUUUGGCCAGAGAACGCAUUCGAAGGGACAAGGACGGACGUUGGCAGCUUCGGGUUGGCCCUGUACAGUGGCCUGUUUGCCUACGGAGGCUGGAAUAAUUUAAAUUUAGUCACAGAAGAGAUGAUUGAGCCGCACAAGAACCUGCCGCGUGCCAUCAUGCUCUCCCUGCCCAUGGUGACGGUGGUGUAUGUCCUUACUAACCUGGCCUACUUCACCACCAUCAGCCCUGAGGAGAUGGUGGCUUCAGAGGCCGUGGCAGUGGACUUUGGUAACUUCCACCUGGGCGUCAUGGCCUGGAUCAUCCCUGUGUUUGUGGGACUGUCCUGUUUCGGCUCCGUUAACGGAUCACUCUUCACCUCCUCCAGGUUGUUUUUGGUCGGGUCACGAGAAGGUCACCUGCCCAUUCUGUUGUCCAUGAUCCACCCGAUCCUGCUCACCCCUCAGCCUUCACUCAUCUUCACCGUGAGUCCUGUCAUUAUCAUUCUGUUGUCCAUGAUCCACCCGAUCCUGUUCACCCCUCAGCCUUCACUCAUCUUCACCUGCAUAAUGACGUUGCUGUAUGCAUUGUCCAGCGACAUCUUCUCCAUCAUCAACUUCUUCAGCUUCGUCAACUGGCUCUGCGUUGCCAUGGCAAUCAUCGGCAUGAUGUGGCUGCGAUACAAGAGACCUGAACUGGAGCGACCCGUCAAGGUGAAUCUUCUACUCCCGGUGAGUUUCGUGAUAUUGUGUGUCUUCCUCAUUGUGGUGUCAUUUUGGAAGACGCCCGUGGAGUGUGGCAUCGGCUUCGGUAUCAUCACCACUGGAGUACCCGUCUAUUUCUUUGGUGUUUGGUGGCAGAAGAAACCCAGCUGGAUCAUCAAUGGCAUCAGCUUGUUGACCGUGUUCUGUCAGAAGCUGCUGAACGUGGUUCCUCAGGACUCAUGAACUCAACCUAUUCUCCACUGCAACCCAAAGCCGCUGUACCACCACUGAAGCAGUACUGGACGGUUAAGGUGUGUUCAUCUCAGGCUGAUCACUGUGAAUACUCUCUAACCUUUGACUCCUAACCUUGAUUAAGGAGUCAGUGGUGAUGGGGGGGUGGGUUUAUUGUGUCCAGAAGGAAGGGGUGGGGGACCAACUAGUAAGUAGGCCUAACUAUUCGGUUGUUUACACAGAAAACCCACCUUGCUGUCUUUUCUUUAAAUUUUCAAAGGGUCUUUUCUUUACAUUUUCAAAUGGUCUUUUCUUUACAUUUUCAAAUGGUCUUUUCUUUACAUUUUCAAACGGUCUUUUCUUUACAUUUUCAAACGGUCUUUUCUUUACAUUUUCAAACUGUCUUUUCUUU
Molecule: messenger RNA, 2266 nt
Organism: Salvelinus fontinalis (brook trout)
Lineage: Eukaryota; Metazoa; Chordata; Actinopteri; Salmoniformes; Salmonidae
Product: large neutral amino acids transporter small subunit 1-like
Exons: 10
Coding region: 247-1866 (539 amino acids)
Biological process (GO): neutral amino acid transport; amino acid transmembrane transport
Cellular component (GO): membrane
Molecular function (GO): neutral L-amino acid transmembrane transporter activity; L-amino acid transmembrane transporter activity
Source: RefSeq, a predicted model, not a curated record